This is a messenger RNA of Gregarina niphandrodes, 1410 nucleotides long. RefSeq lists its product as hypothetical. The coding region runs from base 1 to 1410 and encodes 469 amino acids. The record is from RefSeq and is a predicted model, not a curated record. The transcript has a single exon. Lineage: Eukaryota; Apicomplexa; Conoidasida; Eugregarinorida; Gregarinidae.
AUGAAGAAAGCUCUUAAUCCCAUGAUCAAAAACUCAUCGUGGGGAUUUCGGAGUUGCUAUGAACCAUAUGACGAUGCGCUAUGCAGUAUUGAGAUCAAGAAGGACUAUACCCCGUCGGCAAGCUGUAAAUCAACUCUGCGCACGUUCCUCAAAAUAGCAAACACGUGUGCAACGCCGGGAACAAAUUGCGCUGGAUACAAUGAGGAUGGAGAACUGGUGAAUAUUGAUACUUUUUGUACUCAUGGGACGGCUGCGCAGACCGAUAAGGAUGGGCAAGUGAAAAGUAUUGGAUUCGAGACGAAUGAGUUAACGGAAUGCCGCGCUUUAGCUGGCAACUUUCAGGUUUGCAUGGACGUCGGUUCUCGGACUAUGAAGUUGUCUCAAUCUGUGUGUUUAUCUGGCGAGUGGACGGGGUACUGUAAAUACGAUUUGGUGAAGAUUACCCCGUCAUCAGCUUGCCGCGAUGUAGUGAUCCCAUCGAUAAUAUAUGCAGCCUUUGCUGAUGUGAACCUCGUCAACAGGUUGGGAUAUGACGGGCAAGAAGAAGCAUUUUGCCGGUUGACGUAUGGAUUGUACAUGGCAAGACUCACACGACGCCGUGGUGAUUUGGUGAGCAAGAUUAGCGCAGCAUAUGAUUUGUUGCAGUCUUGUAAUUCGUUGCUUGCAUAUUGUGAGCAGGAGUACAUUGCUCGUUCGGACAAGAUCGCGAAUCGUUUCUUGGGAGAGGUGAGUGCGGUGAGGGACUCGCUGGGUCAGUAUGUAAAAAUGGAUGUGAAUGAUUUGGCACAAUACCGUGAUCCGAUGGGUUACGAUACGACUAAGUUAUAUAUACGUGCAGAGGAUGGCCAGGAAUUUGAAGACCUCAUGGAGCGAAUUGACCAUCUUGUCACCUACUAUGACUCUCACUUGGCUUUGGGGGAAAUUGCUAAAGACCAGUGGGAUCGACCGGUACUGAGUGCCGUGAGACAGCGUCUCGAGAGCAUCGAAUCCGUAGAGGACAUGAUUAGUCCGAUUGUUGCGCCUCUGAACAACAUUUUGCAACAGGCCCAUGAUGCGUGGACAAAAUACCCAAUAGUUCUCAAGACAGAUAACACUCUCAGCGACCUCGCCAACAUGGUCAGCCAAAGCAAUGCCGCCUUCAUGUCUACCCCCGAACCGCCAAAAACCGUCUAUCUUAAUGACGCGUUGGCGAACUCCACUAUCGCCCACUCCAUUGCGCCUUCCCUGAUACAAACCAAGUCCAAUGCACUGCUGCAAGUUACCACUACAGUCAAUAAACUCAGCGCAGACGUCUGUAACGUUUGCUCCGAUCUCGAACAACAUUACUGCUCCGCGGACGCCAUCACUGCGCAGUCCGGCAACGCUUUUCUCGCUGCCGAUUUGCUCAUAAAAACUCAACUACAGCUAUAG